Messenger RNA from Paraphaeosphaeria sporulosa, 2141 nucleotides. RefSeq lists its product as uncharacterized. The coding region runs from base 1 to 2109 and encodes 702 amino acids. The transcript has a single exon. NCBI's taxonomy places the organism in Eukaryota, Fungi, Ascomycota, Dothideomycetes, Pleosporales, Didymosphaeriaceae. The record is from RefSeq and is a predicted model, not a curated record.
AUGCACUGUGAAGUGCCAACAUCCUCAAGGUCAUUUCAUCACCGUUGCACCUUUUACUACAACACCGUGGUACUCGUUGGUCCCUUCCGCUGCCACAUUCCAUUACUUUUCGCGAUGCCCUUGUAUUGGACAAACAGACUUCUUCGGCGUAUGAGAAGGUGUAGACGUGGUAUAAAGAUCUCGCUGUAUCCACGUCCAUCACAAUAUCAGCACUCGAAUAGUUCUCAGGAGCCCAUUUCUCAGCAGCAACGAGCCAGUAGACAGUACCAAGAGACUUCACAGCGCUGUCCAAUACCGUCUCGUGCACAAAUCUCUUUAUCAACAUAUCCCUGCUCUUCUACUUCUACUUCAACCUCCACCACGGCUCGAAAAUUAGUAAAAGCUGUGUCAACUGCGAAGAAGCGGCCGAUGCAUGGCAGUCCACCACUCGUGAUAGGAGGCCCUCAAGGCUUCAAAAAAGGAACUGAAGCGGCGGAUUUAAUGCUCCAACUAGGAAUACCAAUACUACGAGGGGCCGGUGAUAGAGGGAACGAGACGAUUUCCAAGCCGGUGUCUCCAGACGACGCCAAAGGAAGUAUGCUGUCGUUGUUGGCCUUUGCGAAGGAGUAUAGACUGCCACCGCGAACAAGCUCAAUGGCGGCGCCUCCGCUGGCGCAUCGGCAUAAAUCACCGCCAAAAAUGGCGCGGCCAAAUCCGCUCAGAUCGCACCCACCAGAGCCAGUGCGGCCACCACCACCACCCCCACCACCUGCAGUCGAGCUUGAGGGAAGUAGCCCACCGUCAUCGACAAGCAGGGGCCGCAGUCGCGGGAGCAACAAUAGUGAAGCUUUAAAAGCACAUCGUCACAGCGUGAUCUACGGCGGCUUCGAAUCAGGAUCACCACUCUUUCCAAUCGUCGAGGAGGUGGAAGAUAUGCCGUUACCAGAAUCAGGAUAUUCAGAUUCCUCUGGCCAAGUCACGCCCAAUGCUGGACCCAAGCACCGAAACACAGCAAUAGCUGACACUAAAGCCCGCAGUUCUCGACUCCUAGCUAUUGGGAAACUUCCGCUCGAAAUGCGAGAGCCGCUGAAGAUCUGGCAAAAGUAUAUGAGAACCGGAGUCAUUGACGUUGAUAUGUGCCCCGAAGCACUUGACAGUGAAGGAAAUUCCACGUGGAUGCACUGUUGGGGUCUAUUCAAUCUUUAUACGUUCAGUACGUCGUUCAUGAACGAUACCGAGUUCGCGGACCGCGUAAUGGACAUGCUGUGCAAGAACUUGAAUCCAGGAAAGGCCGCUGAUGUCGAUACGAUAUGCUUACUCUUUACCGGAGAGAGUAUCUCUUCCAAGCUCAAGCAGCUUGUUGUUGAUCGGUGCAUCGAUGGUGAGCUGAAGAAUUUCAGGCGCAGCGUCACCAGAAAUCUGCCCCAUGAGUUUGCUGCGGUUGCGCUCGAGGCGGCAAUGGAGCGACUGGCUGAUUCAGAGUGGCGCCAACGAUUGGAAUCACCCUGCCGUUACCAUCGACACAAGAGCGCUGAUGACUGUUACCUGCGCAAGUUGGCUAAUGAGCGCCACAGGCGCAUCUUGAAGAAUAGGAAGACGAGAAAAAGUCGGGCGGCUACGCAGGCUCCCUUGGAGCUUGGAACAAUGGGGCCUGAGAAGACCGCUGCUGAGUGCACAAAUGGUGAGGGAAUCGCCGUACAAGAUGAAGUGAUCCCGGCGCCGAGCACUUAUAGAAAGAUUGUCAACGACCCAGAAGAUGAAGGCGAUCAAACCUCGACGCCUACUAGCGAGUCCGUAAGCAUCGGCAGUGUCCAAGAGGCCGAUCUGGACACCGAUGAGUCAUCCGUCAUUGCAGCACUGCGUCCAGAGGACUCAAACCUGUCAACUGCGAAAUCUUGCGAGGUCGUAAAGACGGCCAGAAUGGUGUCUGUGGUCAAUGUGACAGCCACCCCUCGUCCAAAGCCGGAGAACUCUUUCCAAUGCUCGAAGUCUUCACGAAAAGCCAAGGGCGGACAAACAAUAGUGGACAAAUGGCCGAGCUUGAGCCAGUCCGUGUCCAUAGGCUCCAAUGGACUUCUGAUGCCAGGGGCAUACCCCGAAGUCUUGUGUUCUGUUGGACAUGCGGUGUAACGUAUACUGUACGGUUGCGAAGUUGCGGAUAC